AUGGUUGAAGUAAAAUUAUGCAUUAUAAAAUUAGACGGUAUCUGUGAAUAUCGUCGAAUAGUCAUUCCACUUUUAACAUCUGCUACAGAUAUUUUAUCAAUAUUACGUGAGAAACUUUCACAAUUUUUUCCGGAACUAAUGUCUUCAACAAGUGGAAUUCAUCUUGAAUUCCAAUAUGAAGAUGAUAUUCGUGGUCUUGUAUUGGCAACAGCAUUUGAAGGAAUAAAUGAAGCUGCACGUGACCAAGCAUCACGUCAACAACUUCUUCGAGUUUUUGUUAAAUUUAUAAAAGAUGAUCUUCCUCCAAUAAAAUUACUUCCACCAAAACAUGUUGGCGUUAUUUGUGAUGGAUGUAAUCGUUCACCAAUAAUUGGUAUUCGUUAUAAAUGUCUUGAAUGUUUUGAUUAUGAUUUAUGUGAAUCAUGUGCUGAUCGACAAUUAGUUCAUGCUCAUCAUGUUAUGGCUAAAAUUCGAACACCUCAUCAGAUUGAUGUUGUUCGAAAACUUUGUUCAUCGGCACGAUCAAAUUUAAAUAAUAAACAACGAAUAACUGUUUUACCUGAAUUAAUUAUAAAUCAACCAACCGAUAUUGAAAAACAAAAAUAUUAUAAUUCCAUUGAAACACAAACAACAAUUUUUGAAGAAUAUCCAAAAGAUAAAGAAGAGAAUAUUGCUGAUGACAUUGAAAUAAUUCCAGCUAAUGUUCUUCAUGAUGAUUUUGUUCAAUUAGAUUUAAAUGAUUGUAAUGAAGAACAAUAUAAGAUUGUUCAACAGUGA
Molecule: messenger RNA, 777 nt
Organism: Rotaria sp. Silwood2
Lineage: Eukaryota; Metazoa; Rotifera; Eurotatoria; Philodinida; Philodinidae
Source: the annotation of a GenBank genome assembly